This is a messenger RNA of Ictalurus punctatus (channel catfish), 2505 nucleotides long. RefSeq lists its product as uncharacterized. Bases 865 to 2019 code for a protein of 384 amino acids. The transcript is spliced from 9 exons. NCBI's taxonomy places the organism in Eukaryota, Metazoa, Chordata, Actinopteri, Siluriformes, Ictaluridae. The record is from RefSeq and is a predicted model, not a curated record.
UAUUUCAAGCUGUGGGUUGAGGAACCUAUUUACGCAUCCUUCCAUUUCACCCCCAGAGGAAACUGAUGAUCUAUGAUUUCUUGUAACAUACAAAUAUGAUUAUGUUGGUUGGAUUUGCUCAUGAGCUCUUGAUGAAAAAUGAAAUUUCAGAGACCAUGGAUGUUAAGGAUACAAGAGAAUUCCACUGAAACAUGAAAUUACGUGAGUGGCAUGGUGGCAGUUGCUGAAUUCAGAGCUCUCAGGUCUGGGUUCUAUCUUGAGUACAGUUGGCUGUCUGUGUGGAGUUUUGCAUGUUCUCCCUUUGUUCUGUUCUCUCUUUUCCUCCCACUGUCGGAAAACAUACAGGUCAGCUAGAAUUGGCUACUUUAAAUUGUCCCUAGGUGUGAAUUAUUAGUGUGUGUAUGUGUGUGUACAUGAUGAUCUGUGGGGUGAAUUCUGUCUUGUGCUCAGUGUUCCUGGAAUAGGUUCUAUAUUUUACCUCCAGUUAAGUGCAUUAUACACUCAUAUUUACAACAAUAAUUAAAUACACAUAUGAACAUUAUUAUUUGUUCAAAUUCCCAUUUCUGGGAUUGAAUGUGUAGCUCCUUUAUCACAUUGUAUUUUCCUCUUUGCAUCAAUGUUUUUUUCCUGACAAACUGCAUUCAGUUAACUUUGUGGUGACUGGUUUACCUCUGUAUAAACAAACAUCACUCAUGCAAGAGGUUUUGCAGUAUGAAACUCAGCUCAGGUGUGGUCUUACAGCAUUACCUUUUGAAAAGCCCACUCAUAACUAUAGUCACAGCUCAUGAAAACAGUGAGACCAACAAACAUUCCUAAUUUAAAUAUUGUGCUUUGUGUCUGCAUGCUAAACACACUUCUUUCAACAUGAGAAGAAUUUUUUGUGUUAUCUUGGGCUUAUGUACUAUGAGUUUGGCUAUUUCAUCUCAUGUCCCUGUCCAGUAUGUGCCGCUGGGCAACAAAGUUCGGAUACCAUGUGAUGGUUAUGGGGAUCACAGAACUGGCAAGUGGCUGCACAAAAAAGGUGAAAAUAAGUUUGAGACAAUUUUUCAUGAAAAUUCGGGAUUCACUUUCCAAAACAAACCUCUGUCAACCAGGAAAAAGAUUUUCAGGAACUUUUCUUUAGAAAUCACUCAUUUCACUGAGCUGGACAAGGGGACAUAUGUUUGUCAAUUGUGUACAUCUAUAAUGAGAUGUACUAAUGGCAAACCAAUAACCCUAUUACCCUUGUUUGACACAUUUUCUACAGCAUUAAGGACACUGUUUAUUAUGGAAGGUGAUCAAUUCAGUUAUAGCUGUCUCUACAAUUUAACCCUGAAAGCGGACUGGAGAUUUGAAGCACUUGGAGAAAACACUGCAAUUUCUUUAAACCAUGAAUUGAAUAAUAAAAAUGUGUUGUUCAUUCCGGAUGUUCAGCCAACUAAUGCAGGCAAGUACAGCUACUGGGGUGAGACAUCAACUGGACAACAGCAGAGACUGUGCUCUGUGACUCUGUGUGUACUUACAGUCAGAGGUGUAAAGCUGACUGAUUCUCCACAGAAUUGUACCCUGUACUGUGAUGUAGAUAUGGAUGCAGAUGGAGGAGCCUCGGCUGUUGUAGAAACAGAUAAAUGGAAUAUCUCAAUUACUGGGAGAGUGAAUAAGCCAAAGAGUUCUUUGAACUGCAGGCUGCUGAGUAGUGAUGUGGAGACACACACAUUCAGCCUUGAGGAUGCCGCUGCUACUGCUCAGUUGCAUGUCAUUUCAUCCAUUACUGCAGAUCACUUGUACAGCAGCCGUCCCCCGGUAGCUGCAUUAAUAUGCAUGUCUACAGCUCUUCUUUUCAUCAUCUUAAUAGCUCCUUUUAUACUUUUACGUGUUUUACGACAGAUGGCUGACAGAAACUCUAGAAGUGCAAAUGGACAUUCAGAGGAGGGAAACGAGUCUCAGGUGAUUUAUUCUACCCUUCAAGUUGGUAGAUAUCAGCAACAGAAUGUCUUCACAUCUGAUAUUGAGUGUGUGUACAGUCAGAUUAAAGUGUAGGAAAAAAACAUAAUUUUACAUAAUACACUUUUAAACAAAUUAUUGUUACUAAUAGCAUUUGUUAUUCUUUGAGCCUGAAUUAAUAAUAAUUAUUGCAACACAAAUUUAUCUGUGGUACUGUUUUGAUGUCAGCUGUUUAUCAAAUUAUCAUGUUCACUAUCUACUGAAGCGGUAACAUUGUGUGUCCUUGCUUGCUUUAGAACACAGAAAAAAAGACUUUUAAAUUACUCUUGGGUCACAUAGUAUAUUUAUUUUAAUAAAAGCCUGUAUGAAUGAAGUGUUGAAUCAACUACAAGCAUAUGUACAUGCCAGUGCUGGAAAGCAGCAUAUUACAUUAAUUUCAGUAUUAGAUGAACAAUCCCAUUGAUGGUGGAUCACAGUCAUUCAACUGUGACACUGGCCUGCACUAUUGUCAUGUUCACUGGAAGAUGUUUAUUCUGAUUAUUUAUAUAGAAACCCUCAACUUUACAUUAAAAGCUACAUUGU